Messenger RNA from Diaporthe citri, 876 nucleotides. RefSeq lists its product as uncharacterized. The record is from RefSeq and is a predicted model, not a curated record. Gene Ontology annotation, cellular component: glycosylphosphatidylinositol-N-acetylglucosaminyltransferase (GPI-GnT) complex. NCBI's taxonomy places the organism in Eukaryota, Fungi, Ascomycota, Sordariomycetes, Diaporthales, Diaporthaceae. Gene Ontology annotation, biological process: GPI anchor biosynthetic process. The transcript has a single exon. Bases 1 to 876 code for a protein of 291 amino acids.
AUGCUCACCACCGCGCCGCACCUUCACGUCCGCCGACCGUCCCCUACAACCGCCGAGUUCACCGUCACCACCUGCCCGCCGCCGACCCUGUCGCGGCGCAUUCUGUUGGGCCUGGUCUUCAUCGUCCGCGUCCUCCUCGGCCUCUCCGUCCUGCUGGUCCUGUACUCAACAUGGACACUCUCGCCUUACUACCACCAAAACCACAACCCGGACCACCCCACGAGCAUCGCGACCGCCACCCCCACGGCGACAAGCACGACGCCCCUCCUCCAUGACCACCGCCACAACGAUAUCACAAUCACAACAACAGCCGCGACAGCCCCUUCCGCAGCCGACCCGUGGGACAACAGCCCCGCGAGCCCGGCCCCAACCACGCUCUACACGACCGAGUGGCUGCCGUACCUGGCGCGGGCGGCGCACCUCUCAGCCGCGGGGCGGGCGGCGCACCGCGUGGCAGAGGGGCUGCCCUCCUACGCGGCGGUGGCGCUGUGCGCGGCGGUGGCCUACGCGACGACGCUGCGGGUGCACACCACCGAGUCGCUGCUGGUGUUGCGGGGGCUCGGGGUGCAGACGAGCUCGGUGGGCGGCAGCUACCUGGCCGGGUGGCGGGCGGGCACGCGCUUCAUCCCCACCGAGAAGAUCCGCGACGUGCUCAUCAACGAGGCGUUCCGGGGCCUCGCCGUGCGCUACUACCUAGUCGUCGUUGUCGAGGGCGAGGAGGACGUCGUCGUCGUCUUCCCGCGCCUGCUCCCCGGCCGCAGGGUCGUCGAGGCCGUCUGGAGGGGCGUCCGGGGCUGCCUGUGGGAGCCCGACGGGGCCGUGCCCGUGAGCAGGAGGUGGGACGAGAAAGGGCAGUAUGGGAGGGCGGCGGAUUGA